CGCAGGGGCUUGAGUUCAGCCAGAAAAGUCAGGCAACUUUUCAGGAGCCUGAGCGAGGGGAAGUGAGGUCUCCCGGCCUGGCCAGGGUUCAGCCCCCGGGAGCAGCACAGCCCUCAGCCCCACCCCUCGCUGUACCCUGUCUGUAACUCCAGACUUUGACCCUGAGCUCCAGUGCGGCUGGUGGGCAGAGGGCUGAGGACAGGACGCGCCAGAAUCAGGAGGCUCCCCUCCGGAGAUAGGACCCUGCGUCCUUUGUAGCUGCCUCUUUUCUGCAGCAGUUUGGCACGCCAGAAGAAGAAGUUGAGGCUCAUGAAGCAUCUUGACCAAGGUCAACGGCCAGUAGGAGGCAGAGGUGGCACGAUGCGCGUAGUGGUGAUCGGAGCAGGGGUCAUUGGGCUGUCCACAGCCCUCUGCAUCCACGACCGCUACCAGCCAGUGCUGCAGUCGCUGGAUGUGAGGGUCUACGCAGACCGCUUCACCCCGCUCACCAACACCGACGUGGCUGCCGGCCUCUGGCAGCCCUACCUCUCCAACCCCAGCAACCCGCAGGAGACGCAUUGGAACCAGCAGACCUUUGACUAUCUCCUGAGCCACCUCCAUUCUCCCAACGCUGCAGACAUGGGCCUGGCCCUGAUCUCAGGCUACAACCUCUUCCAUGAAGCUGUUCCGGACCCUUCCUGGAAGGACAUAGUUCUGGGAUUUCGGAAGCUGACCCCCAGAGAGCUGGACAUGUUCCCUGAUUAUAGCUAUGGCUGGUUCAACACGAGCCUGAUCCUGGAGGGCAAGCGGUAUCUGCAGUGGCUGACUGAGAGGUUAACUGAGCGGGGAGUGAAAUUCUCCCAGAGGAAGGUGGAGUCUUUGGAGGAGGUGGCAAGAGGAGGCGCAGACGUGAUUAUCAACUGCACCGGGGUGCGGGCCGGGGAGCUGCAACCAGACCCCAUGCUGCAGCCCGGCCGGGGGCAGAUCAUUAAGGUGGAUGCCCCCUGGAUGAAGCACUUCAUUGUCACCCACGACCCAGAGAGAGGCAUCUACAGGUCCCCAUACAUCAUCCCAGGGAUCCGGGAAGUGACUCUUGGAGGCAUCUUCCAGCUGGGGAACUGGAGUGAAGUAAACAAUAUCCAGGACCACAAGAGCAUUUGGGAAGGCUGCUGCAGACUGGAGCCCACACUGAAGAAGGCAGAAAUUGUUAGUGAAUGCACUGGCUUCCGACCAGUACGCCCCCAGGUUCGGCUAGAGAGAGAACGGCUUCGCUUUGGACCGUCCAACACAGAGCUCAUCCACAACUAUGGCCAUGGAGGCUAUGGGCUCACCAUCCACUGGGGCUGUGCCCUGGAGGCAGCCAAGCUCUUUGGGGAAGUCCUGGAAGAAAGGAAGUUGCUCAGGAUGCCACCAUCCCACCUCUGAAGACAUCAGUGGCCACAGCCUCCCGGACAAGGACUCCUCCCGCUGCCCUGGGCCAGCUGAUCAGUGUGCUCCUCUCUCAGCCAUCACUCACUGCCCCACCUCCCGCAGCCACUCAUUUCCAUUAAAAGCACGAGAUGGGGGGCCA
Messenger RNA from Equus caballus (horse), 1549 nucleotides. It is a transcript of the gene DAO, whose product is annotated as D-amino acid oxidase. Lineage: Eukaryota; Metazoa; Chordata; Mammalia; Perissodactyla; Equidae. The record is from RefSeq and is a predicted model, not a curated record. Gene Ontology annotation, biological process: D-serine catabolic process; D-alanine catabolic process; L-proline catabolic process. Gene Ontology annotation, cellular component: cytoplasm. Gene Ontology annotation, molecular function: FAD binding; D-amino-acid oxidase activity.